CAAAGACAAAACGCCUAACACUACUUGAAAAUGAACGACCAAGUCUUCAAUACUCUCUCAAAAACCACCAUCUCCCUAUCCCUCCUCCUGUUGCUGCAGGCCGUUUCCGGCAGUGCCGCCGCAUCCCCGCCACGUAUAAUAUCCUUCCAGAAAGGCUUCACUCAGCUCUUCGGUGGCGACACGAAUCUCCUCCGCUCCGAUGAUGACAACACCGUCCAUCUCCACCUCAAUCAAUACACAGGAGCUGGAUUUAAAUCUUCAAACAUGUACAACCAUGGAUUAUUCAGUGCUAGAAUCAAACUACCUUCUGAAUACACAGCAGGAAUCGUUGUAGCAUUUUAUACCUCAAAUGGUGAUGUGUUCGAGAAGACGCAUGACGAGUUGGACUUUGAGUUCUUAGGGAAUAUUAAAGGGAAGCCAUGGAGGUUUCAGACAAACUUGUACGGAAAUGGAAGCACACAUAGAGGUAGAGAAGAAAGAUACACCUUGUGGUUUGAUCCAUCAAAAGCUUACCAUCGUUACACAAUUCUAUGGACCUCUUCCAAAAUCAUAUUCUAUAUUGAUGCGGUUCCUAUAAGAGAGAUUUUACGAAGCCCUGAAAUGGGGAGUGAUUUUCCUUCAAAACCUAUGGCAUUGUAUGCCACAAUAUGGGAUGCUUCUUCUUGGGCUACAAAUGGUGGAAAAUAUAAGGUAAAUUACAAAUAUGCCCCUUUCGUAACCGAGAUGACGGACCUUGUCCUCCACGGUUGUAUUUCAAACCCGAUUCAAGAUCUUUCGACCAACACUUGUAUGGAAAUAGACCAACAACUCGAGACGAUUCGAUAUAAUAACAUUACACGUAAACAAAAGAGCGCAACGAAAAGGUUUAGGGAAAAGUACAUGUACUAUUCAUAUUGUUAUGAUACUUUGAGGUACCCUAUUCCGCCACCAGAAUGUGUGAUUGAUCCGUUGCUUCGACAACGGCUCAAAGAGAAUGGGAGGCCGGAUUUUGGACGGAGGCAUCACCGCCACUCGAGGAAAGGAAGUCAAGUUUUGAGCAGCAAGUUGUAUGAUAUUGAAGAUGAGGAUUGAAGGUAUAGAAAGAUUUGUGUGUAUAAUACGAGUGGUUUUGUUACAUAAAUUGGAUUGUUUGAAUUUUUCAUUUUAGUUAAUUAAUAUUCAUAAUGUAAUUUACCAUGAUUGAAUGCAAAUAAAACAAUACAUGCUAGAUUA
Messenger RNA from Helianthus annuus (common sunflower), 1212 nucleotides. Its product is annotated as probable xyloglucan endotransglucosylase/hydrolase protein 30. The transcript has 4 exons. Gene Ontology annotation, cellular component: apoplast; cell wall. Bases 31 to 1071 code for a protein of 346 amino acids. The record is from RefSeq and is a predicted model, not a curated record. Lineage: Eukaryota; Viridiplantae; Streptophyta; Magnoliopsida; Asterales; Asteraceae. Gene Ontology annotation, molecular function: xyloglucan:xyloglucosyl transferase activity; hydrolase activity, hydrolyzing O-glycosyl compounds. Gene Ontology annotation, biological process: cell wall biogenesis; xyloglucan metabolic process.